Molecule: messenger RNA, 1359 nt
Organism: Peronospora belbahrii
Lineage: Eukaryota; Oomycota; Peronosporomycetes; Peronosporales; Peronosporaceae
Source: the annotation of a GenBank genome assembly
AUGCAAGCCUUUUCAUCGCCUUGCUCGACAGAUGACGCGUUACCCGUUCGUUCGCAGAGUAAAAAGCCAUCACCUGCUGACUUUAUGUUUGGUACUACACUAGGUGAAGGUGCUUAUGCUCGGGUGGUGCAUUCACGUAUGAAGGAUUCAGGUGUUGAAUACGCUGUGAAAAUUAUGGAAAAGCGCUUUAUUCGCAAGGAAAAGAAAGUGAAAUUUGUCAUGAUGGAACGCAAAGUUUUCUCCAAGAUCUCACAUGAUCGUGUCGUGAAACUCUUUUUUACAUUCCAGGAUAGUAGUUAUUUGUAUAUGGUGAUGGAACUUUGUCGUGGUGGUGAGCUGCUUGACGUUAUCACUAAACAUCAAAAGGAACAAGCUGCAGCAGGAUACACAGACCGCGCGUGUUCGCUUGAGCUGACACGCUUUUACAUUGCUGAAGUUGUCGUUGCACUUGAAUACUUGCAUCAGAAUGGUGUAAUUCAUCGUGAUCUGAAGCCUGAGAAUAUUCUUCUUAGCGAUGAUGGUCACCUCAAGGAAGCGUCCCGCGGGUGUGAUUUGUGGGCUAUGGCUUGCAUGGUUUUUCAGUUGCUUGUCGGUCGACCCAUUUUCCGUGCAGAAAACGAGUACCUUACUUUUCAGCAGAUCUUAAAUCAUCCUGCCGAGGAUUUUGCGUACCCGCCAGGAUUCCCGCCGGUUGCAAAGGAUUUGAUCGAUCGCAUUCUCGUUCAGGAGCCAAACGGUCGUCUUGGUGCUGGCUCGGAUGAAGAAGGUAAUGGAUACCGAGCUUUGAAAUUGCAUCCAUUUUUUGAAGGCAUCGAUUGGAAUUCGGCUGGAUACACGCAGCCGCCUUAUGUGCCAGAGAUUGGUCGGCUACCACCUACUGAUUAUGAUGGUGCAACUGAAGAUUGGCUGUUUGCCGGUGUUGCGACCGAGUUGCAAGUUUCGUCGGGACUCGCACUGGACCCAUUGCCUUCUCCGGCCGAGCAUGUUAAUGUAGUGGAAGUGGCCCGUCAGAAGGCAGCAAUACCACCUGCCAUGCGGCGUACGAGCUCGUUGUGGAACCGAUUUUUGCUGGAUGAUGAGCUGAUCAAAAUGGGCGGGCUCAUUAGCAAACGCAAGGGUCUUUUUUCGAAGAAGCGCCAAUUAAUUCUGACUUCAAAGCCCCGUUUGAUCUACAUUGACCCGAUUAGAAUGAAGCAAAAGGGCGAGAUUCCAUGGUCGGGCAAUCUCUACGUGAAUUCAAAGAGUGCGACUGCGUUUGACGUCGUGACGCCAAACCGAGUGUAUCAUUUGAAUGAUCUUGUCAAUGGAUCAAAGAAGUGGAUUGAGGCCAUUAAUGCAGCGCUUGUGCAUGGUAUGUAA